CCUGACGUUAGCCAUAGUGCUGUCUAUCUGGUCUCCGCGGGAUCAGGGGAUGUUCCAGCCCCUUUUUUAGACUCUAUAACUCCCAGCCUUGGUACAAGCAUGGUGGAAGCCGAACACCGCGACAUCCUCAAGCUCACGUUAGCGUCGGCCAGUCUCAUAUGGUACGCCUUCCUGUGGAGUCUCGGUGUGCUCGGUUGCCUCGCAGCUCGCAAGCGAUACAGAUUGCGUCCGCGCUCGCCCCUUGCCUCCGCCCCUGCUUCAUCUGUCCCUGGUGUAUCUAUAUUACGACCCCUCAAAGGGCUCGACACAAACCUCUACGAGAAUCUGGAGUCUACGUUCACCCAAGAAUACAACAACUAUGAGAUAUUCUUUUGUGUCGAUGACGAGGAUGACCAGGCUUUGAGCGUCGUCCGCGACCUAAUGACAAAGUACCCCAGUGUAAAUGCUCACAUUGCCAUACGAAAUGGUGCUACAGUAGGCGUGAACCCAAAGGUCAACAACCUAAUGACAGCUUACAAUCAAACUGCUCACGACAUCCUAUGGGUGCUCGACUCUAACGUCAUGGUCGAUCCCGGCACUCUCGCGCGGUCCGUGGACAUCCUAAACCCGCCCCCCGACGCCCCAAAUCCUCCCCGCCGCCGCAUCGGUGUCGUCCAUCACGUACCCUACGCCUGGGUGACGAAGGACUCCUCCGGCUCCCGGGUCGAAGAGGCCUUCCUGAACACCAACCACGCAAAGAUGUACAUCGCGAUCAACACCGUCGCCGUCGACUCCUGCGUCGUCGGCAAGUCCUGCCUCUACCGCAAGUCCGACCUCGACCGCGUCGACGGCUCGCUCAAGCCCGUCCCACACGCGGACGCGGGCGGCUGCCAGCCGGGCGAGCGCGGCCUCGCGGCGUUCGGGCGCUUCCUCGCCGAGGACAACAUGAUCGCGAGCGCGCUCUGGCACGAGCUCGGCCUGCGCCACGACCUCUCGUGCGACGUCGCGAAGAACGCGGUCGGGAACAUGUCUCUCAUGGACUACGUCGCGCGCCGUAUUCGCUGGGUGCGCGUGCGCAAGCGCAUGGUGCUCGCCGCGACCCUCGCGGAGCCGUUCACCGAGUCCGUGCUCGCAGGCGUCCUUGCUGCAAUAGGCCUCCGAUACCUUACGGGCGUCUCCCCGUGGCUCUUUCUCCCCGUACACUUUCUCGUGUGGCUCUUCGUCGACAUGGAUGUGUUCGCGUCGCUCGCUAGUCACCCGGUCCCGGCGAACAUGCGCUGGCAGUUUCUCGCCGCGUGGGCCGCGCGCGAGCUCAUCGCGCUCCCGAUCUGGUUCAUGGCAAUUGUGGGCAGCGAGGUGGAGUGGCGCGGGAAGCGGUACGAGGUUAUGGAGAACGGCGAGGUGCGCAGGGUGGGCGAGGGCCAGGGUGGGAUCACGGGCUGGUUUUUGCGGUGGGGCAGGAAGACCGCCGACUACUACGAGCCGUUGGAGACGCAAGAAUAGAUUUCUUGCGACCUCGGGGUCUGCAGCGCUGGCUGUGACGACGCGAUGGAUGGAGGACAUAUGAAAUUGGUACGUUC
Molecule: messenger RNA, 1559 nt
Organism: Trametes versicolor FP-101664 SS1
Lineage: Eukaryota; Fungi; Basidiomycota; Agaricomycetes; Polyporales; Polyporaceae
Product: glycosyltransferase family 21 protein
Exons: 3
Coding region: 100-1482 (460 amino acids)
Biological process (GO): glucosylceramide biosynthetic process
Cellular component (GO): membrane
Molecular function (GO): ceramide glucosyltransferase activity
Source: RefSeq, a predicted model, not a curated record